This is a messenger RNA of Lemur catta (Ring-tailed lemur), 1578 nucleotides long. It is a transcript of the gene IFT38, whose product is annotated as clusterin associated protein 1. Gene Ontology annotation, biological process: cilium assembly. Bases 79 to 1377 code for a protein of 432 amino acids. The record is from RefSeq and is a predicted model, not a curated record. The transcript is spliced from 13 exons. Gene Ontology annotation, cellular component: centrosome; intraciliary transport particle B; cilium. NCBI's taxonomy places the organism in Eukaryota, Metazoa, Chordata, Mammalia, Primates, Lemuridae.
UGGUUGCCAUAGAGACCGGAGAGCGCUGGACCCGAGCGCUCUGGGGUGAGCGGCUGUGACCGGUGGCUACUGAGGACCAUGUCUUUCCGCGACCUCCGCAACUUCACCGAGAUGAUGAGAGCCCUGGGUUACCCUCGACAUAUUUCUAUGGAAAAUUUCCGCACACCCAAUUUUGGGCUUGUAUCCGAAGUGCUUCUCUGGCUUGUGAAAAGGUAUGAACCUCAGACUGACAUUCCUUCUGAUGUUGAGACCGAACAAGACCGAGUUUUCUUCAUUAAGGCAAUUGCCCAGUUCAUGGCCACCAAGGCACAUAUAAAACUCAAUACUAAGAAGCUUUAUCAAGCAGAUGGGUACGCAGUGAAAGAACUAUUGAAGAUCACAUCUGUCCUUUACAAUGCUAUGAAGACCAAAGGGAUGGAGGGCUCUAAGAUCGGAGAGGAAGAUAUCAGCAAAUUCAAAUUUGAUCUCGGCUCGAAGAUCACAGAUUUGAAAGCAGCCAGGCAGCUUGCAUCUGAAAUCACCUCCAAAGGAGCAUCUCUGUAUGACUUGCUGGGCAAGGAGGUAGAGUUGAGGGAAAUGAGAACAGAAGCCAUUGGCAGACCUCUGGAAAUAAAUGAGACUGAAAAAGUGAUGAGAGUUGCAAUCAAAGAGAUUUUGGCGCAGGUUCAGAAGACUAAAGACCUGCUCAAUAAUGUGGCCUCUGAUGAAGCUAAUUUAGAAGCUAAAAUUGAGAAGAGAAAAUUAGAACUGGAAAGAAAUCGGAAGCGACUGCAGACUCUGCAGAGUGUCAGGCCAGCCUUUAUGGAUGAGUAUGAGAAGAUUGAAGAAGAAUUGCAGAAGCAGUAUGAUAUUUAUCUAGAGAAAUUUCGAAAUUUGACUUACCUGGAACAACAACUUGAGGACCAUCACAGGAUGGAGCAGGAGAGGUUUGAGGAGGCUGAAAAUACUCUCCGUCUGAUGCAGAACAAGCUAAAGGAAGAAGAAAAGCGACUGCUCAAGAGUGGAAGUAAUGAUGGCUCAGACAUAGACAUCCAGGAUGAUGACGAAUCCAACAGUGAAUUGGAAGAGAGGCGGCUGUCCAAGCCGCGGACAGCCAUGGAAGUACUCAUGCAAGGGAGACCCGGCAAACGAGUCAUGGGCACAAUGCAAGGCGAAGACUCCGAUGAUGAUAUGGAAGCAGCACCAGCUCUCUUAGGUAAAUGCAAGACUUCCAGCUCCAAGAAGCAGGAUGACUCAGAGGACAGUGAAAUUGACAUGGAAGACGAUGAGGAAGAUGAUGAUGAUUUAGAAGACGAGAGCAUUGUGCUCUCACCAGCUAAGCCUAGUCGAAGAGUCCGGAAACCUGAACCCCUGGAUGAGAGUGACAAUGACUUCUGACCCUCUUGCCAAGGGACCCAUGCAGAUUAAAACCCUCAGAUUUGUAGGUAAAUGGGAAAAACGAAGGUUAGGAAGGUAACAUACAUUUUGUUCACUCAGCCAGAUGGACUCAUUGUUACUCUGAAGCAACACUUAUUUCUGCUUUGGCCUCCUAUGCUUGUUUCCCGUGAAGCUUAAAUAAGAACCAAAGCAAAUGCCUAA